GCCAGCGGUGGAUUAUCCGGGACAGUUUGCGUCUGAGGGCUGCGAAUUGAGCGAGGAGGACAAGGGUAUGCUCAGUGGUGGCGGCGGCGAUGCCCGCCUGGCUAAUGCCGCGGCGCGGGGGCAGGUGGAGACCGUGCGGCAGCUCCUGGAAGCCGGUGCGGAUCCCAACGGACUCAGCCGCUUCGGCAGGCGCCCGAUCCAGGUCAUGAUGAUGGGCAGCGUCCGAGUGGCCGAGCUCCUGCUGCUCCAUGGCGCGGACCCCAACUGCGCGGACCCCGCCACCCUCACCCGACCUGUGCAUGACGCAGCCCGGGAGGGCUUCCUGGACACGCUGGUGGCGCUGCACCGAGCCGGGGCGCGGCUGGACGUGCGGGACGCCUGGGGCCGCCUGCCCGUGGACCUGGCUGAGGAGCGGGGCCACCGCGACGUCGCCCGGUACCUGCACACGGCCGCAGGAGACUGA
Camelus dromedarius (Arabian camel) is the source of this 463-nucleotide messenger RNA. RefSeq names its product cyclin dependent kinase inhibitor 2B (gene CDKN2B). Gene Ontology annotation, cellular component: nucleus; cytoplasm. The record is from RefSeq and is a predicted model, not a curated record. Gene Ontology annotation, biological process: negative regulation of cell population proliferation; regulation of G1/S transition of mitotic cell cycle; regulation of cyclin-dependent protein serine/threonine kinase activity. Gene Ontology annotation, molecular function: protein kinase binding; cyclin-dependent protein serine/threonine kinase inhibitor activity. The transcript has 2 exons. NCBI's taxonomy places the organism in Eukaryota, Metazoa, Chordata, Mammalia, Artiodactyla, Camelidae. The coding region runs from base 68 to 463 and encodes 131 amino acids.